UUCAGAACUAUGCUUUAAAAUGCUGGAAUGAUGAUGGGUUUUUGGCCAAGGGCAGAGUGUAACUCACUGGGAUAUACUGGGAAGCCCCUUUACCCCUGAAAUUUGCUGCAUUUAAUGGAAAAUGGACAGAGGGAUAGAAAGUGCCAGGUAACAUGGUAGAACCAGAAGAUGGAACACACGAAUCUAUUUUUACAUAAAGAAGAUAAACAGUGCAGGAAGCACACAAAUCCAGGAGCCUACCUACUGCAAGCCAGGAACUGGCUGGCCCUGGGAGUAUAAAGAUGAGGACAUGAUUCCUUGAGGACCACAGGUGUACAUGCGCAUGCACAUGCUAUUUUUCGGGUAUGUUUUGGCUGCUCUGCACUGAGGAGGGUCCCUUUAAGGGAAGCCAGCACAGAGAGAGUGGUGUCUGAAGAGUUGCCAAAGUGGAGGAAGUACAGACAGGUAAGGCUCAAUCUGUGAGGCUGAUUGGGAACAUUUAUUCCUGAGGCUGUAUUUUGAAUGGCUAGCAUAAAGUGGGCUGUGGGAAUUGGGGAAAGGGGGGAACUUUUAUUUUUUUUUCUAAGUAGAUUUAACUUUACCUUGUAGGCUAUAGGGGCCUUUAAUUGGCACUCUACAGAUUCACAUGAGAACAAGCCUGGGCAGGACCUCUGAAACCAUCUUUGGGAAGAGGUAUUUGGUUAGUAAUGCAGGAAGCAUAGUAACACAUUUAAGUAAUUGGUUGGUGAACCUGAGACUUUGACCUUGGGCAGUAAUUAGGAGUCUUAGCUCUUGUGUGUGCAUUGAUGGGUGGGGACUCUUCUUGGAACUGGCUUGGAAGGCUGUGCCUUGCUGGAAGAAACCCAGAAAUUGAAGAGAAUCCUGAUGACUAGCGUGUUGGGAGAGGACUGAGAGAAGCCAGACCAGUCCCUGAACUCUCAGAUCUUCUCGGGUGCCCUCUGGCCCCCAGGUGACCUGCAACAGGACCUCUGGUGGGAAUCACUGAAGCUCAGUAACAGAAUUGAAGACGGAAUCCACUCACCUGAUUCUCAGUUGAAGGCUUUUCCUAAACUGAGCACUCAUUGGAGGGAAGAGAUUUCUUCCUCAAUUGACUAGCGUUUUGUUGAAGUUGGCUGAAGCUUGUAUCCAUUGACCAUCCUACAAGCUAUUAUCUGUGAUUCCAACAAUGUCUCACCCAUCUUGGCUGCCACCCAAAAGUACUGGUGAGCCCCUAGGCCAUGUGACUGCACGGAUGGAGACUACACCUUCCUUUGGGACCCCCAGCAUUUCAGUGUCUACACAACAACCACCCAAAAAGUUUGCACCAGUAGUUGCUCCAAAGCCCAAGUACAACCCAUACAAGCAACCUGGAGGUGAAGGUGAUUUUCUUCCACCCCCACCCCCACCUCUAGAUGACCCUGGUACUCUUCCAUCUGUCUCUGGAAACUUCCCUCCUCCACCACCCCUUGAUGAAGGUUCUUUCAGGGCACAGGGAAAUCCUGGAGGCAAGACGAUUGAGGAGAGACGUUCCAGCCUGGAUGCUGAGAUCGACUCAUUGACUAGUAUCUUGGCUGACCUUGAGUGCAGCUCCCCCUACAAACCUCGGCCCCCACAGGGCUCUGCCAGUACAACAGCCUCUCCUCCAGUCUCCACCCCUGUCACUGGACAUAAAAGAAUGGUCAUACCAAACCAACCUCCUCUAACAGCAACCAAAAAGUCUACAUUGAAACCGCAGCCUGCACCUCAGGGUGGGCCCAUCCCUGUGGCUCCAAUAGGGACACUAAAACCCCAGCCACAGCCAGUUCCAGCCUCAUACACUACAGCAUCCACCCCUUCAAGGCCUACCUUCAACGUGCAGGUGAAAUCAGCCCAACCCAGCUCUCAUUAUAUGGCUGCCCCUUCACCAGGACAAUUUUACGGCCCAGGAUCAGGGCAGCAGGGCUAUAACCUUCAAUCAGUUCCUGUUUCUGGUCAAGGUCCACCUCCUCCAACACGGGGAGGCAUGGAUUAUACAUAUAACCCACCCCCAGGCCUUCAACCUGAGUCUGGAUAUGGGUAUGGCCCUAACCAAGGGCACUAUUAUGAAGCCUAUAGCCCAGCAGGGCCUGUGUAUGGGGGCAAAAAUGACUCUGAUCCUGCCUAUGGUCAACAAGGUCACCCCAAUACCUGGAAACGGGAACAAGGAUACACUCCCUCUGGGACAGGAAACCAGCACCCUACUGGCAUGUAUCCAGUUGCUGGUCCCAAGAAGACCUAUAUCACAGAUCCUGUUCCAGCCCCCUGUGCACCACCACUGCAGCCAAAGAGUGGACAAGCAGGAUCAAAGGGGCCUCCCGCUGGUCCACCUUCAUUCCGCCCUGAAGAUGAACUGGAGCACCUGACCAAGAAGAUGCUGUAUGACAUGGAAAAUCCACCUGCCGAUGAAUACUUUGGCCGCUGUGCUCGCUGUGGGGAAAAUGUCAUUGGAGAAGGGACAGGAUGCACUGCCAUGGACCAGGUCUUCCAUGUGGAUUGUUUCACGUGCAUCAUCUGCAACAACAAGCUCCGGGGACAGCCCUUCUACGCCAUGGAGAAGAAAGCCUACUGCGAGCCCUGCUACAUUAAUACCCUGGAGCAGUGCAGUGUGUGCUCCAAGCCCAUCAUGGAGCGGAUUCUCCGAGCUACCGGGAAGGCCUACCAUCCUCACUGCUUCACCUGUGUGAUGUGCCACCGUAGCCUGGAUGGGAUCCCGUUCACUGUGGAUGCUGGUGGCCUCAUCCACUGCAUUGAGGACUUUCACAAGAAAUUUGCCCCCCGAUGUUCUGUGUGCAAGGAGCCUAUUAUGCCAGCCCCUGGCCAGGAGGAGACUGUCCGAAUUGUGGCUCUGGAUCGUGAUUUCCAUGUUCACUGCUACCGGUGUGAGGAUUGCGGUGGUCUCCUGUCUGAAGGAGAUAACCAAGGCUGCUACCCUUUGGAUGGACACAUCCUCUGCAAGACCUGCAACUCUGCCCGCAUCAGAGUGCUGACCGCCAAGGCUAGCACCGACCUUUAAGUUCAGUGUCCUGUUCAGCUGGUUAGUUGGUGGUACUGAGAAGAAUGAAACACUGAAAGAAAUAAUAAGAAGAAUACUAAGAAAAGCAAUAGGAAAAUAGAAGAAAGGCAUUCAAGCUAUAGGAUGGUUUCUGUUCUUCAUGUAGUAGGAAACUUUCUGUAGAAACACAUAGAUUAUAUGAUUUUUUAAAAAAUUUCUUACCAACUACACAUUUCACAUUUAGUUAUGUAGGAUCUUGAUGGGCUUUUGUUCCCAAGGACUUCCACAUUUUUGCACAGAUUAUGCUCCAUCCCAUUCACUUCCGCAUUCCUGUACCCUUUAAUCCCUCUGUUUGUCUCACUUUUCUUCUGGUUGAAUGGCUUUUUUUAGUGUGGUAUUUGCUGUCACACAGAUUUUCCUGGGUGAGUCUGCCCACUCACAGGUGCUUUUAGGCUUGAAGUCUCUCCAUGCUAUCAUGUCCACAUUGCCUCUGAUCAUAAAGGAUAGUUGUUCUCUUUGUGUAUCAAAAAGCACAUCUUUCUGUUACUCUAAACGGGUCAUGUCCCUUGGCAGGGGAGGAGGGAAAUGCACAACUUGUAUGUUAGGGUAUAAAGAAUUUAAGUUGUAAAUUAGAUAAGUUAAAACAAGCCCAAAUUUGUAACAAUUCAAAUCAAAAUCUAUAGCUACCAGUUGUCAGGGCUCAUAAUAAUCGAUAACAGGUAUUAGUGAAAGAGGUCCAAACUUCAAUGUUUUUCUAAAGAAAUUACAUGUGGAAUGUGCUGGGGGGAAAAACCACAUUUAGGGUUAAGUUUGGAAAGCCAAUUAUUAUCCCACAAUAUCAUCUGAAGAUUCUCCUUUUUCAUGCUGCUUAGACACUUUAUAGACAACCGCUUUUGUCUCUAGAAUAUACUAUUUUCUGUACUGUCCUACUUUUCAUAUCAGAAAUUUUGAUUUUUUUUUCUAAUAUUCAAACAUGACUACCAAAAUUAUUUCUUUUUUUCUUUAGUGAAAGAUAGCUUUAAAUAGCUGUAAUCCCCCCUCCCUCCCCUGCUCUUUUUGCUAAUCAGGGCACACAAAAUAAAAUUGUGUAGUUUUGUCUAGUUUGCUUUAAAACAAACAAACAAAAAAAAAAAAACAGGAACACUUGAAGAGUGAAACCACAGUUUCAUUAUUCUUUUAAUCCUUCUGCAACUGAAAUUACAUAUCAUAGGAGACAUUUUCAUAUCAUUGAUGUGACAUUUCACCACAUUUUCAGAGACAAUCACCAAAAAACAUAGUUGCCUUUCUGAGCUAAAAAUAUGCAAAGUCUCUUCCUGGAAUCGUUAUUCAAACUCUGCCAGGCAGGGAAAUGCUUGCUUGCCGACUGUGGAACCAUACUUCAUUAGGUUCUAACUUGUUUCAUUUAUGGAGACACCGAUCUUAAUCACGGCAAGUUGCUCUCUUUUAACUGAUUACGUAUUUUGGAUUGAGAUUUCUUAAACCUUUCUUCAAAUCUUCCACAAGUAUAUACUUUUAAAUUAUGAAAUAUUUUAAAUAUACACAAAAGUAUAAAUAAUAAUAUAAUGAGUCCCUGUAUAUGUAACACCUAGUUUAAGAAAUCAAAUAUACCAAAUAUAGUUACAUUCCCCUGUGUACCCUUCCCUGAUUCCACAAAUAGAUUUUUCAUGAUUUUAAAGUGAUAGAGCCAGUUUUUCAGUCUGAUUUUUUUUUAACACGUAGAAAAGAAAUGAAACACACACACACACACAUAUUUCUGCAUGUUUUAAAUCACAACCCAUGCCUCAGGAAUUCCAAUUAAAUAUAUUUUACUUUUGUAAGAACAACCAUAAAAAUGUCCGUGUGUGUGUGUGUGUGUGUGUGUGUGUGUGUGUGUGUGUCCCCAAUAAGGAAUUCUUAAGCGUGUGGUUACUGUCUGUAGCUCAUCUAAGUUGAUUUGUGGCUCAUUUGCUUUGGUCACCAAACAGUUUUGUUUUAGAACCUCCAACAUUGUAGCUUUUUAAAGUUGUUUUUGACCACUGCCCUCUCCUUACCUUACUGCUCUUAUCUUUGAUCUUAAACUUCUCAUGAUGUGAACUACAAUGGGAUUCACUUUGAGCAGCAUGGAGACAAUAGAGAUUGUAUCUCUGAAUUUCUGUCUUCCAAAUGAAAGCCCAGACCAUGCUGCUGUUAGAUAAUCGGGUGAUAAUAUAAUCUGUUUGAAUUGCUUCAGUAACUUUGUUUUCUAUGAUAUGCUUGGGUAAAACUGUCUUUAGGCCCAACGCAAAGAGCCCAGUUUAUUAAGAAAUGGAUUUUAUCUCUUGAAUAGCAGUCAUAUUAUUAUACAUUUUGCCAAAAAAAGGAAGAAUUUAUGAAAUAUUUAUACUAUGAAUUGCAAUAACAUUCUACUUGUUUGUUACAUUGAAGUCCUUAUGUAACUGAAUGUUUACAAGUAACAAAGAAAAAAAAGUUAUAAGAAAAUAACUGUCACAGAUCCAUCACUGUGGCUGUGCCAGGAUACUGCUUGCUUACAAUCUUUAUAGUGCGUUUUUUAUCACGUAACCUCAGAGUAUCUUUACCAAAGAUUUUUAAAAAGUAAAUCUUUUUUAAUAUAGACUUAUUAUACUUUUAUAUAAUAAUGAAUGUGCACACAUACUUAAGCAGAAAUAUUUAGAUUUAGAUUUCUUUUUUCUUCACAAGGUAUAAUAAGGAAAGGAUCCUACAAUAUUUAUUCCAGGAUUUCUUAAAUAUAUGAUUUAUAUUGCUUUUUUAACUUUCUUAUUAAUCUUUUGGUUUAAACAAUGCCAAAUCACUCCUUACUGUUUUAGUUACAUGAAAUGAUGCCUAUCACAGAGAUUUAAAGAUAAUAUUACCUUAAUGAUGACAGUUUUAUUGUCUUUUGAUAUAUUGUCUUAAUUGUUGACAUUUCAAUUCAAAAUAAUAGAAAAGAUCAUGGAGUCGAUAAGAGAAAGUUGGUAAAAAAAAAAUAUACUGGUUUUAAAAAAUUGUCAAGAACACAAAUAUUUGGUAAUUCUGUGUAACAUGACAGACAUGGGAGAUGGGAAAAAAAAAAAAAAAAAAAAAACCCACUCUUGUCAUGGGCUGUGCAGAUCCUUUCAAAACCAGAUUUCUUCAUUGCCUAGAUUCCCAGCUCCUGCUGACUCAAUGUGGAAGUCCUAUGUGGAAACAAAAUUGCCUUUAAAAUGUAAAAAUAAGUCAUUGUUCCAGUAUAAGGAAACAAGGCUUUGAGAUGCUGGAAAUCUCUGCAGCUCAAAGAUGUGGGUUCUUUUUCUUCUUCUCAUUCACAAAUUGUUUCUGUUGGAGCAACUUCCCUGAUCAAAAUUACUGUAUUGUGGAUAUGCUGAUUAAUGCAGUGGAGUUAUCAACCCUUGUAACUAUGUUCUCACUAUGAAAGAGCCUUCAGAGAUGCUUAAAGUAUAUAGAACUCUAACUAUAUUUAAACAAAUAUUUUUAUCUUGGUCCAAAGGAAGAAAGAGAGCACUUCUACCAUGGGGCUGUCGUAGAGGGUUUUCUAGAACAUAGCAAGGACUCUGAAAACAACUUUCCAACAGUUUUCCUCAUUAGUAAAAAUCCUGUUAAUGUGAACCAGCCAGGGAUAACAGUGUUAUUUCUAUUUGAUAUGGUUUGGGCUUCUCUUGUCAAAUCUGUGUCUGCGGCCCUCUAAUCCCUCUGUUAUCAAGUUCUGAAGGGUGUUGGGGAAAUGCUGGCAGCUGCUAGGGAGAUCAGGGAAACACUGGUGUAACCUCACAGCCUCUCGCCAGUCCUCUUGGCUUAGAAAGGCUUUUUUUCCAUAUACAUUUCUAGAAAUAUUGCUAUACUACCUUAGUACUUCACAUUUGUAGUUUAAACAAGCGAUUGUCCAUCUGUUGCCUCGAGCUACAGUACAUGUGUGUUAUGAAAUAUGACAGCAUGUUCCCUACCCUGCUUUAGCCAUCUGUAGAAAACCAGUAGACUGAAAAAGAUAUACCUCUGUGAAAUGUUCCUCGAGUUCCUUUCCUGAGAUUGCUCUUUUGGUGCACUUUUGUGGGAGACAAUCAGAGAACAGCAUCUAUGUGUGCCUUAAUUUUAAAGAAUGUUUACAGCACUAGGAAUGCUCCACUGAAGCAUCCAUAACAUAAAUAUUAAUCCCUAAAUCUCAUAGGUAUCUUCAUCAAAAAUGUCCAACAAAAUCCAGAGAGGUCUGAAGUCUUCAUCUUAAACCAUGUUAAUAGUAUUUCUUUUCUCUUUUAUGUCUUGGAAGUACCUUAUGGAUUGAUUCCUAAAUUGGGGAAACAUUCUUAAUGGCCACAAGGUGAUGUAUUGGAUGUUGUUAGUGAUUAUGUUUGGUCUUACUCUGGUUUUAGUCAGAUAAUGAAGACAAGACUUCACCUUGGACCUUUAACAGCCAUUCAGCAUAUCUGCUUUUUUAAGUUGUCAUAAUUUUUUGCUUGUUUGCGUGUUUUAAAUUUAAUACUGAACAGCACAAGUUGAGAAUCCCUGUUUUGAGUCAUUACAGUGCAACUAUGAACAUUUCAGGUUAUUUACUUCACAGAUAACUAUAAUGAAAAUGUUCUCAUGAGGCUGUUGCUUGGAUAGCAAAUAAUUUCAAACCUUUAAAAGAUGAUCUGAUUAAAACUGUGCAACGUAGUGAUAAUUGUUCCUUCUUUUUUUCUCCUUUUUUCUUCUUCUCUUACCUUCUUUCCUCUCUACCCUGCCUAGAUGUUCAUAAAUAAAUCAAUGCAUUAUAAUCCUAUGAUAUUAUGAACAUAAUAAGAGAAGAAGGCUACCACAAAAUAUAUGUGGCAUCCAUAAACUCUUUCUUUAAAAGGGCAUAUUUUCCAGAUUGUGUUUAUUUGUAAAAUGAGAUAAUAGUCUUUGGUUUUUAUUUUAAUGAGCUUUCAUCAAGGACUCGGAUUAGCAUUCUUUGUAAAUUUAUUUAUGACUGACCUUCUUUUAUCAGGUAAAUGCAAAGUACUUUCUAUGACUAGGUUAAGAUUCUUUUGUUUUAAUCCAAAGCAUUGUUGACCAACAUAGCAAUGAUAUUUAUAGUGGUGGCAUGUUACUUUAUUCCACUAAAACUUGAUGAUUUUUCUUAAGACAAGAAAAAACUAUUAUCCUUGAGGAAAUUUUACACAUAUCAGCAUUUUGCCCGUGACAAUGAUAUUUAAUUUUAAUAGUUGAAUCAUAGUAUUUUACUUAGGGUAAGUCAGCACCAGGGUUGUUCUUAUGACUCAUAUUACUGGCCUUUGUCUAUUUAUAAAAGCAACCUGAGAACAAGUCUGGGUCUCAUAUUGAAGUAUUUUGUUAAAAUUUAGGUCUGAGAUUCUUUGAACACUAGCUAAUUCUGAUAAAAGUAUGCCCUUUUAUCCUUUUGUUUGUGUGUGGGGAAAAAGCUUAAAAUUCUAGGACUAUGUUUCCAGUUUUUGUUUCUAUCCUCACAUAAUUUUCUACAUGUUUUCACAAGGUUGGCAAUGACUUUCCUUUUGGGGAGGGUCACCUAUGAGGAAAGUAAAACAUAAUACUUAAUUCAAUAUAUAAAUGAAAUUGCCAAGAAAUAAUGAGAAGUCCCAGUGAAUAUGUGUUGCUAGAAAAAAAAUUUUGUUGUUGUUUUGGUUUUGGUUUUGUUUAACCUAUUUCCAAGAGUAAGAUUCAGGAGGAGGAGUGAUUUGAGAGCAGAGGUAGUGUACAAUUAAAACUAUGGCAGCACAGUUCUUAUAUAGUGUAAUUCUGAAGAUUUUUAUAACUUUUUUUUUUAGGGAUCAGCAAUCACAGUUGUUUAAGAAGGUAACAUACCUCCCUAAAGGUAUAUUUCCAAGUUAAUGAGAUUUUUAAAAAUCACAAUGGUUACUAAUAUAUGUUUUUCCCUGUCAGAAGAGAGUAAAAUGAGAGCUACUGCUAUCCAAUAGAUCCCAUGGCAUGGCAAUCACUACACCAGAAUUGUUAUACUGCAUGACCUCUCAUCCCCUCUGAAAGGAGGGCAUGGCUCGCCUCUUUCUGAGAGCUGGUGAUGCAUAUGCUGAUAUAUUCUUUGGCAAGUUGCACUACAUGCUGAGCAUCUCUGCAGGUAGAGUUUCUGUAUUUACACAAUGUUUUAUCCCUUUCCAAUGUACUUACCUAGUGAGCACAGUAAGUAGGAGUUUUUCUGUGGUUCUCUUGUUUAUAUCUUAUCAUCUACUUUCUGUAAUGUCUUGCCUAACAACUAUACUAUAAUUGAUUCUUUCUUGUUUUCUUUUUAGUUACAAACACAGAAUACUAAAUAUAAAAUAGCAUAUUUCCCUUCAACAGAGAAAGGAAGGACACUUAUUCCUUUCUCUAUUAUACUUUCCUGGCUCUUGUGCCAAAAAAAUGUGUGACGUGAUUGUAAUUAUCCAACAUGCAAGUAGCUUAUUUUGGGGAAGGCUGUGUAGAAAAUGCAUUUUUUACUAGACUCAGUGAUACACACAACCCUGGAAGUUACAAGAAAUUACUAAAAUCUUUUCUCUUUGUUUCUGAUUGUUUAAUGUACAGCAUUCUCUAACCAUAAUAAUAAAUAUAUCUAUUUCCAUUCUUUGUUAUAAAUAAAAAUUCAUAUUAUACAAGUGAAAAGGUACACUAGAGAGGUGGAAACUAAUUCCUCUGUAAAACUGUAAGAUACUUGCAUUAGAUUCCCUUACUGUAUGUCUUUGUUAACUUUUCCAAGGCUCCCAUCCACCUGGGGGCAAGAGACAACUUCAUUUUACCUAAUAGGCAUUAUCUAAUAUCUUGAAUGGAGGCCUUAUUUAGCAUCCACAAAUGCUUUCAAUCAGCUUGGCACAAAACAUAGCUUCUAAUUCAAUUCUCAACCCAAGGAAUAGAAUGAUCUACCAAAAAUGAGACUGGCAUCACUAUGCCAUCUUGGAUUACACCAGGGCAGAGGGCUAUAUAGGUGACCCCAAAUGCCAGUGUUGUUCCUAAACCCUUAAGACCAGCAUGACCCUUGGGAUUAUGACUCUUUAAAUUUAAAUUUCCUCUUUCUCUCCCCCCCCCCACCAUAUAUGUCAUAUCCAACAUCUUCUUAGACCAUAGUAUUCCCCACUGCAGUCCAUUCUACCUUUAGAGCCACUGUUUUCUACAAAAGUUCUCCCUUAUGUUGAAAAAAAUAUAGCUCUGGGGCUAUGCAAAACAAGUCUAGUAUCUAAAUCUUUGCCUGUAGGUCAGAUAUCAAUCACUUACAAUUUCCCCUCAUUUAUUGACAUGAUGUCAAGGCCAAUUACCUUUCUGCUUUUCCUUUGAACAAUUGGACCAAAAUAUACAAUAUUUCCUAUUUUCUUUUAACAUACCCAGUGAAACAUAGCAAUCAGUUUGCUUCAAGCUAGGUGAAAUACUUUCUUCAGGGUUGAAAGUAAAUGGAAUUUGAAUCACUGAAAUAAAACUGAUUCUUAGUGUAGACAUUUCCUCCACGGUCUCAAAUCCAAGAGAAAGAAUGCUAGAUAAGAUAGAGCUCCCAUGCAUACAAACUUCAUAUAUUGUAUUAGUUUUGAAGUUGACAAAACCAAAGCCAUUCUGAAAACAAGAACCAAGGUACAUGGGAAAUACUAAGUCUCUUCAACCCUUUCUUUUUUUUCCUGUCUUCUCAAAAAUAAGGUGUUUCCAUACUGAAUAUGCAAAAAACUCCUGGAUACUUUAUAGGUUCAACAUAUGCUGAUUUGUUUUGAGAUUCACUUCCAUUCUGUGUUCCAGUGUUCCAGACAAAAACAAAAAACAGUGGUUCUGGAAAACCUCAUUUUUUCCAACCAGUCCUGUGCAAAAGAAUGAUUAUUCUGUUAUGGUUUUAUGUAGAGAGGUAUAAAUUCUUUAUUAUUGCCCUGGGUUUCUAUUUAGUUUCAAUAACAUUUCUUGGCCGAUGGGAGGACAAGGCUUGCAGCUCCUUCCAGCCCAGUUUUGAAUUAGAGUGCCCUGUCGGCAGAACCUGUCAUCAGUCUCCUGGGCAGGACCUGGGGGUGGCUUUCUGAGGUUUAAAAUAAUAAUUCCUAAGAGAGCUUACAAACUUCUUUCGCACAUAAAACAGCCCUGGGAGGAAGGUUAUUAAUAGCCAUAUCCUAGAAGAGAAAGCUGAGGCUCAGAAUUGUUCAGUGACUUGCCAAGAGCGAUGCAGCUGGUAAGUGGCAAAUUUGGGGACAAACUCUGGGCUUGCAAGUCUGGUGUUUUCUUCAGUGGCCCCUCUCAAGGCACAAAGUGCUAGGGCACAAGGUAUGCUUCUCACAGACUGAAGUACUCCCAGUCCUAGGGCAUCCAAGAAAGUUCACAUACACCAUUUAGCUCCCAGGUGGCAAAUCUAUGUGUGCACUGUAAGAGACCACUUAGUGCCUGAGUGCAUAUUGUGUCAUCUUGUGGGAAAUGACUAAGUAUUCUGCCUGAUCAGCAAUGUGAUGCUGACAGUGAACAAAGGCCACUGUGAAGAACAAACAACUGUGACAGGGAAGCACACUGCACAAAUUUCCCCGGAGAUAGUUAGUUUACUUUACAUUAACUGAAAAGCUCUCGGGGACUGUGAGGUUCAGAACAUCAGCUGAGUUCCUAUAGUUGAGAAUUCAGGAAAGUGCACAGGUGACUUGACCCUUAAGACAAGUGUUUCCCCUGUGGGUUAUGAUGUAUGCCCCACAGAGGGAAAAACUGCUGUAGGUAAACAAUGCGUAUCAUUCUCUCUCAGUUCACAUUUAUUAAGGAAUUGAGCAUUUCCAAACCAAACAAGCAACCCAUGACCUUCAAACGUCUGUGAACAAAUCCAAUGGACUGAUUGUGAUCCUGAGAUGUGGCCUUAGCCGUGCAUAGACCGGACUUCAAGGACUUUUGUCAUUUUGUGACUUGUGCAUGCUGCCGUAGAGUUUUGGUACUGUGUUUCCAGGAUACUCACUGAGAAGCCUCUGUGUUAUUCUAGAGUCUGCCCUACAUGGCAGUUCAACAACUGGCCAUCCUUCCUCUUGAUCUGCAUCCCUUAGGAAGCUGUGCCUUUUGAUGUCUGCUCUUGGGUUUUUAUUUUAUCCCAUUUCUCUCUUAGAGUUGUUUGGCUUUCGGUUAAAAUCUGUGACACUAAUAGAAAGAUACUCUUUUUCAUCUGAGUUGAAUCUACUACAGGAAACCUUUAAAAUGAUCUUAUCUAAUAAGUUUUCCAGACAUUUUCCCUCCCUUGAGUCUGCAAUCGUUCACGUAGGCAUCAUUAUCUGUCUGCUUAUUCCUAGGUAUUAAUGAAGCCAAGUUAAAUAACAAAUGACCUCUUAUCUCUUUCUACUCUUCACACCUGGGAACUACAAUUGAGGCCAGCGUGGCCAGCAGAGAUGGGCUGAGAUGGCAACAUUUAGAUUUUGGGAAGGUGCCUAAUGGGUUGAAAAAUAAUACUUAUAGAUAGACAGAGCACCCCCACCCAGGGCUGGAUUAAUAGAAAAAGCAUUUUGAGAAUUUUGCAGAAUUAUCUAGAACUUUGCAGAAGAGACUCUCUUGGGUAGAACCUGUGACGUCUUUUCAGAGGACAUACCAGGACAGUGAGGCAGUGAAUAUGAAAAAGAAGCCCUUUUAAAAAUAUAAAAGGAGACAUAGCCUCUGAUUUAUCUUUCUAUAGUGUAAAGAAAAUUACUAAUAAAAAUGUUCUUCCUCCAUUCUACUCAUUAUAGUCCCCUGUAUUUAAUGAAAAUACAAUUGUGUUCUCUUUAAAACAUACACCCUUGCUCGUGCAUAAACACACACGCACACACACAUACAAAUACACUCAUGCACACACAAACAUCUUCCAAGAAAGCUGAUCCUUCAAAAUAGAAAUCUUAUUUUCAAACACUUGGGUUUUUAGGCCAGAAAAUUAAUACUUCCCAGACCUGACCCACUUUGUGUGUGUGUGUGUGUGUGUGUGUGUGUGUGUGUGUGUGGCUGCGAAUAAGAAAAAGGAAAAUUUAUUUAAAUUUUGUAUGGAUCCAAUUGUCUCUUAAAAUAUUGCAAAGCAAUUUGAGAUGGGGGUGAAAACUAAGGUAUUUCUUGCUUGAUUCGCUUUUUAUAUUUUUAUCUGUUGGGAAAGGGUAAGGAACUAUUCCUGGGUCAUUACUGCUUUGCUACUUUGUACAGUGUCUGCUUUGCUUUGCACUGAGGCAUAGAAUUAAUAGUUGCUUUCCUGACUCCAUCUCCCCUGUCAAGAGAGAGUAAAUAUUAAGCCUAAAUGUCUUUCCCCACCAAAUUAUUUAACUCUGUUGCUGAACUAGUUCAGAAAAUGUGAAACAAGGAGAUCUAGUUUUUCUUAGAUACCUUUCUCCUUUCUUUUUCCCCCCUUGGGGACUUAUGUAUAAAGAUGAGGGGAGCAGAAAUCCAGUUUCCUCCUAUUUCUUUUACUCUCUGGGUGACAGUUGAUGAUCACUUAGUAAUAAUAAUAAACCAGAAUUAGAAGAAUAGCCUAGACAGGUUAGGAUGAAUUUGCCAAUGUACUUCACUCAUUUGUACAUAAACUUUGAGAGGAAAAGGGAUUUUUACAAUUUAAAUACCAACAAUAGGAAUGAACUCAAAUUUUAACUCUAGUAGAAAAAGGUGAAUUGAUAUGUGGGCAGUAUCUACAUUUUACUAAUUAUGUAUAUCCUUUGAUUAGUUUUUAAAUAAAUAUCAUGUAUAUCAACAUAUGUGGGAAAUUGAAAGAAAUAAAAAAAGAGUUAAAAUGCCUUCCACCUUCCUCACAAGGUAGCAAAUUGAAACUGGUAUAGACAGUGCCAGCCUCUAAUUCAAGUGAUGUAUAUCCUUGAUGAGAGAUAUUUUGAAACUACAUCUUGUCACCAAUAGUUUAUAAUGAAGUAAUUGCAAAAUAAUUUUUAAACUACUUUCUUAUUCUACCCAUUUAUUCUUCUGGGAAAGCUGAUGAGCAAAUUAUCCAAAAAUUAUUUCCUUAUUAAACAAAGUCAGAAUAUUUUCCCCUGAAAAUCUAAAAUUAUGAUCACAUUAUUUUUCAGGAAACAGAUAAAAAAGCAAAAAGAAUUAAAGAUGAUGCUAGAUUGUCUGAUUCUUUAGCAUAAAUAAGAUUAUCAUGUGAUUUGAUGUGCCUGAAGUGAAAGUUUAAACUUAGAUACAAAACGUUCACAGCUGACUAUAGCACGGAGCUUUUACCAUUACUUCAAUGCAAUUGUUUACUUCGACUUUUUGUUUGGUUUUGCUUUUGCAACUUCACCUUUUCAUUAGUUUCAUAGAUUUGGGUUCUCUCUCUCUCUCUCUCUCUCUCUCUCUCUCUCUCUCUCUCUCUCUCUCUCUCUCUCUGUAAAAUUAUGAGACGCAUCCAAAUAAGGGAGGGAAAAACUUUCUAAGUGGCAAUGCUGUGCCAUGAAGCAGACGUGACAUCGUGACAUGAAGAUGCAGAUCCAAGGACAUUUUCCCUGAGCCGCACACACAUUUUCUUUCAUGGCUUUGUCACAGGCUUUUCUCCUUCUGUGCUGUCACCUUUGAGAAAAACGAUUGCACCUUCUCCAAGUCUGCCUUUUCACAGCUACAGUGGAGUUGGCAAGACUUCCCUAACUCUGAAUAUAGCCAUUUGCCGACUCCGGCCUCUGCGAGACUGACUCAAAUCUGUGAUCUUCUGUUCAGCACACACAUCAGCAAAGUGAGAAGAUGAGCCCUAAAUAUAGGCUCUAUUAACUUUACUUUUAGAUUUUACUGCCUUCAAAAAGUGCCUAUUCUGAGAAAUAUAAACAUUAUUCCUCCAUAUGUAUGAAUACAUACGGUACCCAGAGUCCUACUGUGCAGCCUCAAAAACAUACCAUCCGCAAAAGUAGGUGCUGAGAUAAAGAAACCUUACGGAAUGAAAGAAAGUCACUCAUUUCCAAUAUCCCCUCUUGAGUAGCACCGUGAAAUGGGCUGCAAACACAUCCCCUGAGCAUUCCUUGCUGAUACAGCCACUUUAUAUUUAUAUCCUCUUGGAUGCUGGCUUAUUGCUGAGGUUUCUUGUACUCAGCUUCAAGGGAAUAUAUGCUUUAUGCAAUUGGAACAUUUAGUCAGG
Messenger RNA from Pipistrellus kuhlii (Kuhl's pipistrelle), 14936 nucleotides. RefSeq names its product LIM domain containing preferred translocation partner in lipoma (gene LPP). The coding region runs from base 1166 to 3010 and encodes 614 amino acids. The transcript has 13 exons. The record is from RefSeq and is a predicted model, not a curated record. Gene Ontology annotation, biological process: cell-cell adhesion. Gene Ontology annotation, cellular component: stress fiber; focal adhesion. Lineage: Eukaryota; Metazoa; Chordata; Mammalia; Chiroptera; Vespertilionidae.